AUGCCGAAGGAAAAGAAGCCGAAAAAGCCCAAAAAGGCUGUCCCCGAGAUACAGCCCGUCGAUGGAUUAAGUGCUGUAGAUCGCCAGUUCUACGAAAUUACCAUCAACGACCUUAACCAAAAGCUGGCCCGCCUGCGGACGCACAAUGUGAAGAUUGAAGAGCGCAAUGAAGAGCUUGAAAGUCGGCUGAAGCAAAUCGAGGAAGACCGUGCCGAUGUGACGGCGUAUCUCGACCGGACGCUGCAGGAAAAGGUGGGCACCAUCGUGGAACUCGAGGAUAAACUAAGCGAGCUGUCGAAGGUGCGUGAUCAGGAGAAUGAAGAGUGCCGCAAGCAGAUUAAUACCCUCGAUGGGAAGUAUAAGGCCAUGCACGAACAGCUCACGUCCGAGAUAAAGCUGCUGACCGGUAAGCUCAACUCCAUGGAAGAGUUCCGACUGCAGCGGGACGAGCUGAUGGCUAAGUUCGAUGCCCAGGAUAGUGAGUUGAAGGAGCAGAACAAGCGCCACAAGUCGACACUGUACGAGAUGGAGCGCAAGGUCAUACUGGAUAAGGACCGGUUGCGGAAGGAUGUCGAGAACAAGCUGCUACAGCUGUCCACCGAGUUUACCAAGUCAUCCGAAAUUCGGGUAGCCGCACACACGCAACGGCUGGUGCGAGAAAACAUUGCCCUGAACAACGAGAUGGACCGCAUGAUCUACACGCAGGAGCGGAUGCAGAAACAAUUCACCGAACUGCGCAAACAGAACACGGAGCUGCGGAACCAGGCCGAGAUAGACUUUGUGGAGAAGCAGCGACUGAUGCAGACGUGCCAGGAGCGGCUGGAAUCGAUCAAGCAGCUGACGGAUCAGUUCGAGACCGUGCUGCAAAAGAACGGCGAGUUGAACGCCUUCCGACUGCGGGCUGUUGAGCUGGAGGAUGAAAACAGAACCACCCGGAAGGACUACAACCAGCUGCGGCAGAAGGUGCGUGUGCUGGAGCAAUACAUCCAUUACAUCAACACCGAUCGGCAAGGGUUGCGUUCCGAGUCCGACCACCAUCGGCGGGAGUUUGAACGCAUCUCGGACAUCCUGAAGACGGUGCGCUACACCGUACGGUCGGCGUUCAAGGGUGAGGAGGAAGAUUCUGACCUGCCCUACCAGGAGAUCAAGCGAAAGCGUCUGAUUGCCGACCUGCUCAACACGCUGAAUGAGCUGGAGAUGCAAUCCAAGGCGGACCAAUCGGUUGAAACCAUUGUCGCGUCGCUAACGGACGUGUACGAUCAGGGUGAUCUGGGCGUUAUUCCACGGGAAUCCAUGGAGACUAUCCUGAAGAAAACGCAAGGAUUCGAGGAAGUGAGCGAGUCGGCCAUUAUCAGCUCCAGCGCAACUGCCUCCUCCGUGGGGGAGGCAGACAAGAUGGAGGGCGCUAGCAAAUCUACGCUCGUUGGAGCAAGUGAGGAUGAAGCGGCCAUUAUUGAUGUUGUCAGUGGCUCGAGACUUGUGUUUCUGGGAUCGAACGAGUCUCUCGAAGAAGAGGACCAAGGGGAAGGGGCAAGCGGGGAGGAACCUGACGGCGAAGAAGAUGAUGAGGAAAAGAAGAAAGAUCGGGAACAGCAUGAGGAGGACGAUGGGGAAUUUGGAGAUGACGAGGCAAGCCAGCAACUUCAAGGUUCGGCGAUGGACGGUGGCGAUCCGGAUAGGGACGGCAUUAUUGUUGACGCUCCGGAGUCGAUUGAAGACGAAACGAUCGAGUUUGCUGGUUCCAAGAGUGAUUCGGAUUGA
This is a messenger RNA of Anopheles marshallii, 1761 nucleotides long. RefSeq names its product cilia- and flagella-associated protein 157. The record is from RefSeq and is a predicted model, not a curated record. Gene Ontology annotation, molecular function: microtubule binding. Gene Ontology annotation, cellular component: ciliary basal body; cilium. Lineage: Eukaryota; Metazoa; Arthropoda; Insecta; Diptera; Culicidae. The coding region runs from base 1 to 1761 and encodes 586 amino acids. The transcript has a single exon.